This is a messenger RNA of Microdochium trichocladiopsis, 981 nucleotides long. RefSeq lists its product as uncharacterized. The record is from RefSeq and is a predicted model, not a curated record. Bases 1 to 981 code for a protein of 326 amino acids. NCBI's taxonomy places the organism in Eukaryota, Fungi, Ascomycota, Sordariomycetes, Xylariales, Microdochiaceae. The transcript is spliced from 3 exons.
AUGACAUUUUCCAGCACAAUUGCAUCUGGCCUGCUCCUCGCUGCUUCCACGGCAGUCGCGGCAGCACUUCCCUCGAGCCACUCCUCCUAUGCACCAAGCGAUAAACGCUUCCUCUGCCUCCACUACCCCGAGACUCCCCAUCUAGCCCCGUCCUUCUUCGAGGCUCAGGGAGGCAUAUCCUCCUCGGACAUUACCUCCCUCUUCCAGUCCAUCUCCAUCCCACCGUCCGCCUCCGCAGCCGCCGACAUUGAGCUGAUCCGCGCCAUCACCGCCCUCUACGGGCUCGCCCUCGACGGCCGCAACUGGCCGGUGCUCAACCGCAUCGUCACACCCGACGCGCGCGCGAAUCACUCGAACCUCGGUGUCAUGAGCGGGCUCGAGGAUAUCAAGACACACCUGACUGCAGCGCUGGAGCCGGUGCCGUUCACGCAGCAUCAGCUCGGGACAACCGUGGUGCAGCUGUGCCGACACGAAGAUGCGACGCCCGCGGCGACCAGCCAUGGGGAAGGGGAAAGUGGUCGUCAGGUCAAGGCAGCCGUGUCCAUCACGUAUACUACCACUGCGCACUUUGCUGCCGGCCCAGACGGUGGGCUGCUGCCCAUGAUCGACGCGGCGAGUGUGCUGGCUGGGGGAGAUUCGGGCUGUGAUGCAGACAACGGCGGCGAUGGAGCCGCACUGGCUACCGACGGCGGAUGGAAGAUUCGUGUGCGCAACGCGCUGGCUACGCCAUCGGCCGCAGAUUCCGCAUCAAAUGACUUCCCUAUUCUCUGCUCGCCCUUUGACUCGGACUGGAGAAGCCACGGGCUGUUGCAACACGAAGAUAUAAGGACCAUCGCUAGGACUAGUAGCCUGCGUCAUACCGAAGAAGAACAACGAACGAGUCUUGGCUGGGUUCCACACGGCGAGUGUGGAGAUCAGUACGGACAGCCACACUUUCGCACACAGGCUGGAAGUAGCGCAUGUCGAUCCGACCUUGGUUGA